CAGUCUGCGGUGGUUCUCCCAGGCUUACAGCCUGCGUUCAGUGCCAGUCUGCGGUGGUUCUCCCAGGCUUACAGCCUGCGUUCAGUGUCAGUCUGGGGAGGUUCUCCCAGGCUUACAGCCUGCGUUCAUUGCCAGUCUGUGGUGGUUCUCCCAGGCUUAAAGCCUGCGUUCAGUGUUAGUCUGCGGUGGUUCUCCCAGGCUUACAGCAUGCGUUCAGUGCCAGUCUGCGGUGGUUCUCCUAGGUUUACAGCCUGCGUUCAGUGCGAGUCUGUGGUGGUUCUCCCAGGCUUACAGCAUGCGUUCAGUGCCAGUCUGCACUGCUCUCCAUCCCCCUAGCCUGAACAGACAGCACCGCCAACCUGGCUGCUAGACUGGGCUGUUCUGGGUAAAUGAGGUCUAGAGACAUACUGUUGGUUAGGCAUUUUGAUAAUUUAGUCCAAUGUAAACUGUAGUUGGUAAAAGGGAUAUUGCAAUAACAAUGUGGAAGUAAAACUUAAUAUUGGGUAUGUUUGCUCCUGGGCCCUCAUACUGAAUGGACAGGGAUUUUUGUAGCCCUAUCUGAAUAAACAGAGACUCAUAGAGGUUCCAGAAAAGGGCACCUGAAACUUUUAAAUAAGGUGUCAUGUUCUCACAUGGCAGUCUGGGUAUUUUGCAUGUUUAUAUUGUCUCUACUUGUGGAGGCGGUUGUUUCCAUUUUAUAUCAGGAAAAGGCUGAGUUAUCAGCAAGUUCCCAUAUUUCCUGCAAAACAUCCUGGGGCAGGGGGCCUAGACAGGAAGAGGUCCUGCCUGGAGUAGGUGUUUUUGGGAGAGCAGAGGCGGGGAAGUUCCUUCCUUAAGGAAGAUGGGCCACAUGGUUCAGCUAGCUGUUCUGUGAUCAGCUUUUCACUCUGGCGCUCUGUUCAAGAUCUGCACUACUUUGGUAACAUCAACUAGACUAACCUAGCUUCUAAAAAGCUAAGCUUAAUUAUGUCAAUUUAAACACAUAAACUGAACAUCACGGGUAAUGGUUUUAAAAUUUGGGAAUCUUUUGUCUUUCUUCAUGCAAAUAGGCAGCUUGAAGUAUGCAUCCUGUUAAUUGAAUCCCUCUUAUUACUGGAAUGAUGUCUGGUGUGAAUGUAGAGGAAAUGCAGGCCCUGUCUUGCUCUUUUGCUCCCUGCUUCAAACUGGAGACGUGUAACUGACUGUACUGCUGCUCUGGUUUCCUCUAGCCGUUUCCUUCCCGGGUCUAAACAGACUCUUUGGUGCUUUCCAGUUUCCUGGAGCAUAUAUGCAGCGAAUGGACCGGCACAGACGUGAAGAGAAUUGGUCUGGGCAAAACAGAGGGUCAAACAAGUGAACCAGCUGCUCAUUUAGUGUGUUUACUCGUGCUACACUUUCUUUAUCCGACACAAGGAUCACAGGUUCAGAGACGUUUCCAGUCACUUUAUCCAGUCUCAGCUGGAGACAGCACAGCUUACUCCCAGUAGUACAGUGGGCAGCGAGGACCAGUUGGUCACACGUCACACUGGGACCAGCUGGGCGGGCAUUAGCAGUAAAAGCGGUCAGCGGGAGGGUGGAGAGUCCACAGGACAGAACUGCUAGGGACCUUGCAGAGAAGGACAGCGGAAGUGUGAAGCCAGUGUCUUCUGCAUGAGCGCUGUGAUGAGCCCUCUGAAGUGAGCGCGGCUGAACCCCUCUCACAGAGCAUGCCUCUGAGUCCGGCAGCCGGCAAACAUGAGCCAGCGGAGCAGCGGCAGCAGGAGGCGGAGUUGCUGCAGCAGCAGCUGUGUGCUACUAACGGCGACCGGGGCGACUCGGACAGCUCCAGAGAAGACUCCGUGUACGACACCAUCCGCUCGGUGGCUGACAAGCCCCCCGCCGGCCCCAUGGACGAGCCCCGAGGCAGCACCAUCGUGAUCCGCAUAGGAAUCCCGGACCUGCAGCAAACAAAAUGCAUGAAGUUCAACAUGGAUGUCCCCAUCUGGUCCUCCAAGCAGCGCAUCCUGUGUACUCUGAAUCAGAGCCUGAAGGACGUGCUGAACUACGGCCUGUUUCAACCGGCCUACAACGGCAAGGCCGGCAAGUUCCUGGACGAGGAGCGACUGCUGAAGGAGUACCCCCUGCCGGCCAUCGCCCCCGUGCCCUACCUGGAGGUAAAGCCUCCUUCCUUCCAGAAGUAG
Molecule: messenger RNA, 2159 nt
Organism: Paramormyrops kingsleyae
Lineage: Eukaryota; Metazoa; Chordata; Actinopteri; Osteoglossiformes; Mormyridae
Source: RefSeq, a predicted model, not a curated record